This is a messenger RNA of Selaginella moellendorffii, 1829 nucleotides long. Its product is annotated as calnexin homolog. Lineage: Eukaryota; Viridiplantae; Streptophyta; Lycopodiopsida; Selaginellales; Selaginellaceae. Gene Ontology annotation, molecular function: calcium ion binding. Bases 55 to 1650 code for a protein of 531 amino acids. The record is from RefSeq and is a predicted model, not a curated record. Gene Ontology annotation, cellular component: endoplasmic reticulum; endoplasmic reticulum membrane. Gene Ontology annotation, biological process: protein folding. The transcript is spliced from 6 exons.
CUUUAUAGCGCAUUCUUUGGAGGAGUGUUUAGGGUUUCUAGUCCCGGCGCGGUCAUGGCCAAGGCGCUGCUGUUCCUCGGAUUGCUGGCGAUUGGGGCCGCCGCGGUAGCUGCCGAUGUGGUGUUCUACGAGCCUUUCGAUGGUUCUUGGGAGAGUCGAUGGACCGUUUCUGGCCACAGCGAUUAUCAAGGCCACUGGAAGCACGAGAAGAGCGAGGGUCACGAGGAUUACGGCCUUCUUGUGAGCGAGCCGGCCAAGAAGCACGGAAUCGCGGCUACUCUGCCCAAAUCGGUAGAUCUCAAGGACGACGUCGUGGUUCUCCAGUACGAUGUCCGGCUCCAGAAGGGGUUGGAGUGUGGCGGCGCCUAUCUCAAGUUCCUCCUCCCGCAAGAGGCUGGAUGGACGCCCGGCGAUUUCAGCAACGAGUCGCCCUACUCGAUCAUGUUUGGGCCGGACAAAUGCGGCGCCACCAACAAGGUCCACUUCAUCUACAAGCACAAGGGCCCCAAAUCCGACAAGCACAUCGAGCAUCACCUCAAGUACCCGCCAUCGCCAGUGGCUGACAAGCUCUCUCACGUCUACACGGCAGUGAUCUACCCGAACAACACGCUCAAGAUCCUCGUCGACGGCAAGGAGGAGAAGAGCGUCGACCUCCUCUCGAGCGACUUCGAGCCGGCCGUGAUCCCGCCCAAGACCAUCCCCGAUCCCGACGACAAGAAGCCCGAGGACUGGGACGAGCGGGCGAAGAUCCCCGAUCCGGAAGCGACCAAGCCCGAGGAUUGGGACGAGGACGCUCCACUGGAGAUCGAGGACGUGGAGGCGGUCAAGCCCGAUGACUGGCUGGACAACGAGCCGGACGAGGUUGACGAUCCGGAAGCUAGCAAGCCCGCGGACUGGGACGACGAGGAGGAUGGCGAGUGGGAGCCCCCGAAGAUCAGCAACCCAAAGUGUGAGGAAGCGUCUGGGUGUGGAGAAUGGAAGAGGCCCAUGAAGAGGAACCCGGACUACAAGGGGAAGUGGUAUCCUCCGAUGAUCGACAACCCGGCUUACAAGGGGAUCUGGGCUCCGAAGCAAAUACCGAACCCGGAGUACUUCGAGUUGGACAGGCCGGAUCUAGAGCCGAUCUCGGCGAUAGGGAUCGAGAUCUGGACGAUGCAGGACGGCAUUCUUUUUGACAACAUCCUGGUGGCGACCGACGAGGCUGUGGCAGCAGAGUACAGGGAGACGAAAUGGAAGCCCAAGUACGAGGCUGAGAAGGAGAAGCAAAAGAUUGAAGAAGCGACUCCGAGUCCUGACGGCAUCCAGGCAAAGAUGUUUGAGUACCUGCGCAAGGUUGCCGACAUCCCGGCUUUGGCGUCACAGAAGGAAAAGAUUCUUGAUCUUCUGGAGAAGGCCGAGAAGUUCCCAACCAUUUCUUUGAGCGCCAUAGCUUUGAUCCCGCUCGUCGUGGUGGUCACGCUGUUUAAGAUUCUAUUUGGUGGCAAGAAAUCGCCCCCAAAGAAGACGAAGGUGACCGUAGAGAAGUCCAAGAAGGAAGACAUCUCCAGCCCGGACGAUUCCAAGGACAAGGCGGAGGACGACGCGACAGGCAACGAGAUUGAGAAGGAAGGCGAGGGCGCCCGCCAAAGGAGAACCCGACGCGAAUCGUAAGAAAACAGGAGGCGAGAGAGAGCUAGAAGAAUCAAAGCUUUUACUCGAGAGAAGACAAGAGAAGAGCGCUCAAAACGUUGUAUUGUAAGUGGAUGUUUCCCUUUUUUUUGGAUUUUACUUGAAUCACUAUAGUACCUGAAGUACAUAGAAUUGCUGAAUAGAUUCUACGAGAUUCUACU